Molecule: messenger RNA, 777 nt
Organism: Plenodomus lingam JN3
Lineage: Eukaryota; Fungi; Ascomycota; Dothideomycetes; Pleosporales; Leptosphaeriaceae
Molecular function (GO): protein binding
Source: RefSeq, a predicted model, not a curated record
AUGUUACCACAGAAAAGUCGUCAAGGCCCUCCUCCAUCUGUUCAGGCGCUUGAGGCAAUUGCGGUCACCAAAACAUCCCCAGCCGCAGACGACAUGUCACGCAUAUGCGCGUUCACGAAGGAUGUCCACAGCGACUACAAGGGUGUCGUUGAGAUACGUGUUGGUAAGGAUGAGGAAGAGGUCUUCAAAGUUCAUCAAGACCUCUUAACGGCACGUUCAAUCUUCUUCAAGACCGCUUUAUCGGGCAAUUGGAAAGAGGCUCUUGAACGUCAUGUUGUUCUACCCGAGGAUGAUCCCAGUACUUUCAAGAAGUACAUCCAUCUCCUUUACACUGGUAAACUGGCCAUCAUUCCGAAUCUGACUCCAAGCAUUGAGACUAUAGGGGAAGAAUUCGACGCGCUUGCGCAUCUUUACGUGUUGGCCGAGAAGUUACUUGACACCGAGACGAAGAAGACGGUCCUAAAAGCGAUGCUUGCUGCCAGUCGCGUACCGCGCCUGGACGGCACCAUCUUUUCUCCCGGUUUCACGACAAUCGAAAUCAUCUACGAAGGCACUUCGGCUGGCUCACCAAUGCGCAAAGUCCUUGUCGAUUUGUAUGUAUACCGAGCACACAGGGAUUCCGUUACUUCCUUCGGUAAUGACAAGGUGUAUCCGUUGGAGUUCUACCAGGAGCUCACGCGCGCCUUCGUGCUCACGCGAGCAGAGACGGCGGCCAAUGGCCCACUGCGUGACGCUUCGAGCUACAUGGAGGAGGAAGAUGUUGAUGCGGCACAGUGA